CCCCCCCCUCCCUCCCGCCAUGGCGGCCUCGCGGGCGCGGAGAGAGGGCGCGGAGCGGCGGCGGCGAGCGCGGGGAGCCGAGGCUCGGCGACGACGCGGGGUCCCGGUCCCGGCCCGCGGGGCGAGCGAGCGCUUCGCCGCCGGGUACAUCCGGUGCCUGCACGAGGUGCACAGCUUCGUCUGCAGCUGCCCCGGCAUCGGCGCCGCCGCGGCCGCCGCACUGCUCGGGCACCUGCUGCGGGCCAUGCCCCGCGCGCCCGACCCGGCAACCGGACACGAGCCCCGCGCCGGCGUGCAGGCGGACACCGAGCAGAGCCCCACCGACGGACAGGACGCCUCCCGGACGCGCAGCUCGCCUUCGCCCCGCUCGCCCAAAUCUGUCUGGAGACCGUGGUGACGGCGAAGCGAUGGGAGCUGGCACAGACCAACCCCGCGGGGACAGCGUCUGCGGGACUCAAGGCAUUUGCGGGGCUGGCAUCACUGCCCAGCAGGAUGGCGUGUGCAGGGCUGGCAUUGCUGCCUGGCAGGACUGCGGAUGCAGGACUCAUGCUGUCACACCUCGACAGGCUCGCAGCCAAAUGUGUUAACAUUUCAUCCAUGGGGGCGUGCGUGUGGCAGUCUGUAACUUCAGGGGUUGGUUUUAUGAGGGGAUGGGAAGGGGGGUGUCUCCUAGUAGCAAAGCUCUUUGACAGAUAUGCGACAGUUAUUGUAUGACCCUGUCUCUUUCUCUUGGCCCUUAUAAUUGGUCAGAUCACUACCUUUUUCUCUUAAGAAAAAGCCUUGUGUGUUUUUAAAUGGUGAUGGUUAAUUCGACGAGAAGCUCAAAUAAGUCUGCAUGCAGAGUUUUAAGUGUCUUAGUGAUAGCAAAGAUCCCUGAAAGGGGUUGGUGUUGUUGAUGUCUACGCUUGGUCACGGUCUAGAGUCUCGCCUUCAGUGAAGGAAGAGAAGACUGGAAACCUGUUACAAUGAGUUGAACAUCUAAAAGUUAUUGGUGUGAGGGUGCCUUCUAGAAAUGGGUGUCUUUAUGCACAUUUUGCUUUUAGCACAUUUGAGUUUAUUGUGACUUUAUGUAUAUUAGGGUGCCAAAUGUUUUUUAAUUUUAAUCUUUAAUAAAAAAUAUGGAAUCAACAACUGAC
Messenger RNA from Cuculus canorus (common cuckoo), 1136 nucleotides. RefSeq names its product transcription cofactor HES-6-like. The transcript has 2 exons. The coding region runs from base 20 to 397 and encodes 125 amino acids. The record is from RefSeq and is a predicted model, not a curated record. Gene Ontology annotation, molecular function: DNA binding. Gene Ontology annotation, biological process: regulation of DNA-templated transcription. Lineage: Eukaryota; Metazoa; Chordata; Aves; Cuculiformes; Cuculidae.